Messenger RNA from Odobenus rosmarus divergens (Pacific walrus), 1856 nucleotides. RefSeq names its product nucleolar protein 9 (gene NOL9). The record is from RefSeq and is a predicted model, not a curated record. The transcript has 10 exons. Gene Ontology annotation, biological process: cleavage in ITS2 between 5.8S rRNA and LSU-rRNA of tricistronic rRNA transcript (SSU-rRNA, 5.8S rRNA, LSU-rRNA). Lineage: Eukaryota; Metazoa; Chordata; Mammalia; Carnivora; Odobenidae. Gene Ontology annotation, cellular component: nucleus. Bases 1 to 1692 code for a protein of 563 amino acids. Gene Ontology annotation, molecular function: polynucleotide 5'-hydroxyl-kinase activity.
AUGGCGGAUUCGCAGUUGCUGCUCAAACGGGGUCCUUUUCGCUCCACGUGGCUGCGUGCCCGCAAAACUCGGACACAGCUCGUUCUCAGCCGCCGGCCCCGCCGCCGGCUCGGGACCUUGCGCUGGUGCGGCCGGAGGCGGCUCCGGCGGCGGCUGCUGCAAGCCCAGGCAGCCGGCGCGGACUGGCGGGAGAGCGGCUGCCUGGUGUCGCGCGCUGCGACCCGGAGGCCCAAGACCGCGGCCCCGAGCCCGGCUCCGGCCGCAGCCCCCGCCCCGAGUGGCCCCGCGAGCCUCCCCAUCCCGCCGGUGCGGCCGGCCGGCCCGGGCCGCGCGUUGGUGCUGCUGCCGCUCGAGCAGGGUUUUACUUUUAGUGGCAUCUGUCGUGUGACUUGCCUCUAUGGCCAAGUGCAGGUGUUUGGUUUUACCAUCAGCCAAGGCCAGCCUCCCCAAGAUGUCUUUUCUACCUACACCCACUCUCGAUUGACUAUCAAUGCAGUUCAUUAUUCCAUGCCUGAGAAAAGCAAGAAGGAGAUGAAAAGGGAAGCCCGAGCUUUGCUCAGAUCUCAUCUUAAUCGGGAUGACAGAUGUUGGUUGAUGAAGAAUUUUUCUCCUCUGUGUUCCAUUGUGAUGCUAGAACAACUGAAAACCCCCACUGUGAACUUCUUAGUCCGCCAUCCAGGUUUAUCUUACGUUUUCGUACAAGAGAGUCCAACCUUCCAGAUUAACUCUGAACAUUUAGCCCUGAGGUCUGUUGGCAUUAGAAGAGAGAAGAAGAAAAACGGCCUUCGUUUGACAGAGAGUGCCUUGUCGGCCAUGGAGGAGUUGGUCACCGUGUCCUGUGAAGAAGUAGACGGCUGCCCUGUCAUUCUGGUUUGUGGCUCUCAGGACGUUGGAAAGUCAACAUUUAAUAGGUACCUCAUUAACCAGUUGUUAAAUAGUAUUUCCUGCGUUGACUAUUUGGAAUGUGAUCUGGGACAGACAGAAUUUACGCCUCCAGGUUGCAUUUCUUUACUUAAUAUUACAGAACCAGUUCUAGGACCACCUUUCACCCACCAGAGGACACCACAGAAAAUGGUAUAUUAUGGGAAACCUGCUUGUAAAAACAACUAUGAAAAUUAUAUUGAGAUAAUAAAGUAUGUGUUCAGCUCCUACAAGAGAGAGUCCCCUCUCAUCGUCAACACAAUGGGCUGGGUGUCAGGUAAGCCUGGGAAGGCACAUCUGGCCGGAAAGGUCCCUUUCAAUGCGGUUGCGCUCCGGAUUAUUCAUGCUGAUGUCGCUCCUACCCAUAUAUUAUACGCUGUGAAUGCCAGCUGGGUUGGUCUUUGCAAGAUCCUGGAUGAUGUCAGAGGAUACGCAAAUGGUCCCAUCCUACUCGCCCAGACUCCAAUCUGUGAUUGUUUGGGGUUUGGAAUUUGUAGAGGGAUCGACAUGGAGAAGAGGCUUUACCACAUCCUCACUCCUGUGUCCCCGGAGGAGCUAAGAAAUGUGAAUUGUCUGCUCGUCGGAGCCAUUUCCAUUCCACAGUGUGUCUUCAAGAGCCAACAUGGGCUUGAAGGGACAAUACCUUACAUCACCACAGAUUAUAACUUUAAACUUCCUGGAGCAUCAGAGAAAAUUGGAGCAAGAGAAACCGAGGAGACGCGUGAAGAGAAAGUACACCCAAAACCCAAACUCUAUCGAAAAAUAAACUGAUACUGACAUCAUAGUAAGGGAAGGAGCUUUUACCGGAAAACUGGACUCCCGUCUCCAGCCUGAAGUCAGACUGAUGGUGAUGGCAGGGAGUGGUGCACUUAUGUUGCAAACAGUGUUUCCUCUGUAACUCGUGAAUCUAGAGUCAAUUUAACUCUUUUGAAAGC